Molecule: messenger RNA, 779 nt
Organism: Meloidogyne enterolobii
Lineage: Eukaryota; Metazoa; Nematoda; Chromadorea; Rhabditida; Meloidogynidae
Source: the annotation of a GenBank genome assembly
AUGCUUCGACGCUCAAUCAGAUUUAGUGUGGGUGUCGGAUCUCUCUUUGAUUUGGCCUGCUUAAACAAAGCUUUGGCUGAAACAGCUGCUGAUUUUGGGGGUAAUGUUGGGGCUAUAACUGGGGUACGUCGUAAGCCUUCUCAUCAAGUUGAUGCUGGGGAUGAGUAUGGUGAAAAUGAGAGUUUUGGUUCUAGUGGGAAACAGAGUGAAUCCCUCUUCGAUGAGAUUGUCAGACGUGAUUCUCUCCCAAACAUGCCGAAAAAAAUGGCCAAAAAAAUCUUACGAAAACAACAAAACAAAUACUUGUCUAGAGGACAUCGAAUUGAUCAAUGGUCAUUUUUCCUCUUCCCAUUAGCCUUCUCCUUUUUUAAUGUAUUAUAUUGGGCUUAUUAUUUGGGCAGACGAAGGCAUGAAUAAAUUUAUUGAUUAAAAAAUUUUUUUUUAAAUUUUUUUUCUAUUGUCUGUUUAAAUUUUAUAGACAAUAAAGAGAAUUUACUUCCUUCACUUCCCUAUUCCUUUAAAUUUAAAUUAAAUUUUAAUAAAGGAAGAAUUUUUUAGAAUGUCUUUUUAAAUUUUUUUAUUAUCUCUUCCGGCAGUUUAUAGAAUAAAAAAAAAUUUUUUCAAUGUCUUCUGUCCUGUCUUCCUCAAAUGAAUUCCUUCAGAAUAACCCCUCGUAUUAUUCACAGUAAAUAGUCGCGGUAAAGUUGAGAGAGACCGGAGAGGGAGAAACAUUGAGAGAGAGAGAGAUUUAAAAUUGGGAGAGACUAGAGACUGGACCG